Messenger RNA from Mercenaria mercenaria, 2674 nucleotides. RefSeq lists its product as uncharacterized. Bases 199 to 1803 code for a protein of 534 amino acids. The record is from RefSeq and is a predicted model, not a curated record. Lineage: Eukaryota; Metazoa; Mollusca; Bivalvia; Venerida; Veneridae. The transcript is spliced from 6 exons.
GAUUACAGGAAAAACCAUGAGGUUUAAAAUCAUUUACCAAAAAUGUGUAUAUUUAUUACCGUGUGUGUUAUUAUGGGUUUUGUAUUAUUCAUUGCAUUAUUCUUCAGACCAGAAGAAGACACUUGUCUUACCUGAAACGAAUGAGCUUGUGUCAAAUCUCACAAUAUACAGGACAUUAAUUUUGACUACAAAAACGCAAUGGCGAGUUUAAAUGCAGCGAAAGUUGAAGCCGACAACUCAAAACUAAUUGAAAUAAUACGGAAUCAUUUCAUUGACGCUCCGUCUCGCCUUCCGUAUGGAUUAAAUCAUCCUGAAGUCAGAGAUCCUUCUCAGGGUCAGUCAGCAUUUGUUGAUAAAAUAUUGAAUCAAUCGGGAGGUGGAUUUUUUGUAGACUGUGGCGCCCACGCCGGAGAGACAUUCUCAAACACUUUGUUUCUUGAAAGGUUUCGUAACUGGACAGGCAUAUUAAUAGAAGCCAACCCGACAGUCUACAAGGAACUAAAGACGAAAAACAGAAAAGCAUUUACCUUGAACGCAUGUCUUUAUGGGAAGUCUUAUCCAUCCGUGGUGUCAUUUUUGGAAAACUCCUGGUGGGGAAAAAUUUUUGAGGGAAAUUACUCAAAGGCAUACAGAGGAAUAGGCGGCAAAGGUCGUUACGUUCAUGUCCAGUGCUUCCCUUUGUAUUCCAUUCUUCUAGCGUUAAAUCAAACCAGAGUUGAUUACUUCAGUUUGGACGUUGAAGGUGCGGAAGAAGACGUGCUCGAUAGCAUACCAUGGGACAAAGUUGAUAUCAGGAUGAUGUCUAUUGAAUAUGAUAAAUGGCCUGGAGGAAAUUGUCUGCUUGACUACAGUAAAAAAAAAAAAGACAUCAUGAAGUUUAACAUUAUUUACCAGAAAUUUAUAUAUUUAUUGCCGUGUGUAUUAUUAUGGGUUCUGUAUCAUUCAUUACAUUAUUAUUCUUCAAGUGAGAAGAUGACACUUGUCGUACCUGAAACGAAGAAGACAGUUGUAAAAUCCAGGAAUAUACAGAAGGAUAUUCAUUUUGACUACAAAAACGCAAUGGCGAGUUUAAAUGCAGCACAAGUUGAAGUAGACAACUCAAAACUUAUUGAAAUGAUUAGGAAUCAUUUCAUUGACGAUCCGUCUCGCCUUCCGUAUAAAUUAAAUCAUCCUGAAGUCAGAGAUCCUUCUCAGGGUCAAACGGCAUUUGUUGAUAAAACAUUGAAUCAAGCGGAAGGUGGAUUUUUUAUAGACUGUGGCGCUCACGCAGGAGAGACAUUCUCCAAUACUUUGUUUCUUGAAAGGUAUCGAAACUGGACAGGCAUAUUAAUAGAAACCAACCCGACUGUCUACAAGCAACUAAAGAUGAAAAACAGAAAAGCUUUUACCCUGAACUCGUGUCUUCAUGGGAAGUCUUAUCCAUCUAUGGUGUCAUUUUUGGAAGACUCUUGGUGGGGAAAAGUUUUUGAGGGAAAUUUCUCAAAGGCAUACAGAGGAAUAGGCGGCAAAGGUCGUUACGUUCAUAUCCAGUGUUUUCCUUUGUAUUCCAUUCUUCUAGCGUUAAAUCAAACCAGAGUUGAUUACUUCAGUUUGGACGUUGAAGGUGCGGAAGAAGGCGUGCUCGAUAGUAUACCCUGGGACAAAGUUGAUAUCAGGAUGAUGUCUAUUGAAUAUAAUAAAUGGCCAGGAGGAAAAUCUGCUUUAAAAUCUUACAUGGAGAAAAGAGGAUACAAAUACAUGACCGACAUAAAGGCAAUGGCUGCAGCUGAUAUCAUAGUGUUAAAAGAUGAUCAAAGACUUUAAAACUCAUCUGAAUUUUUGUUUAUAUCAUUAAUUUAUUCUAAUUUGGUUUGUGUUGAAUGUUGAUUAUAUUAAUCACCCUCGACGGACUCAAUCGCAACGAUGGUAUGAGAGAAGUAAAGUAAGUUUCCCUUUCAAUGCUGGGCGCAAAGCAAGGGAACUACUGGUACCAUUUGGUCUUUGGUAUGAUGCGGCCGUGUAUCAAACAUACGACCUCCUGCACUCAAAGCGGAAGCUUUAGCUCGAAAAUAUCGGGGCGGUAUUAAAAUAACUUAUUCUAUAUUCACGGCAUCAUUAUUUUGAAAACAAUGUUUUUCAUUUUCUGACAAUAUGUCCGUCCGUUUUCAUUAUUUUUGUAACUUAAAAAAUGACUGUUUAAAUGUAAAUGAAAUACACAUUACAAUGUUUUCUUUCGAACAUUGGCAUUAAUGCAUGUGUGUGGAACAUAAAAGAAUAAAACAUUCAAAUCAAUAUACCGAUAUCAAGAAAAUUAAAGGUGUGAUCAUUUUAACAUACCUUAUCUAAACCCGUUGGCUCAUCCGUUUAUUACCAUAACAAAUUAUGCAGGUCUUGAAUUGACUGCUUUAGCCCGAAUAAUGAUGUAGCUGCGCAAAGGGUGCUGAAAAAAUAUCCAACUGAGUAGGACAGACUUGCAAAUUCGGUUUGAAGCAUAUAAUAAAUGAUCUGAACUGCACUGGGGGAUUACAUUGUGAAAACAGCAUAUGAUCGUGCUACAAAAAAGGUGUUGAACACCAUGGACAUUAUAGCGUUAAAAUGCUUCAUUCAAACAUUUUGAAACUCCAUCACAGGCCGAAAUUCGAUGUGUACGUUAUUCAUCUUCCUCAUCUUUUUCACACCAAUGACCUAGAAGAGG